CCGCUGUAGUCGCUGGAGGAAGGGCACUUGAGCAUGACUCACUCCCCCUGCUAACCUUUCAUUCAUUCAGCAGAGAGAAAGGGAAGGAGUGAGGGAGGGGGUUUCUGUAGCGGCUCUCCACUGGAGGGCGAGAGGUAACGGGAGUGGGCAGCAUUAUCAGGAGGCAGGGACACACAGAGAGGACAGCAGCUGGACAAAAUCCGGGCCGGGGAUCUGACAAGCGCCGGAUUUACAGCAGCACCUUAAAAUCAGCUGUUCACGAAAGGAGAUGCUAUUGUUCAAAUGAAACACUAGAUGCAGCACUGAACAUACUCACCGGCUGUCCUCGAUCAUCCAGCAGUUCCUGACACAACUCUAACAUCUGUCUGAUCUGUGAGCAGCCAUGACGAAGUCAUAUGAAUUCAACUGGCAGAAGCAUGUCCCUGAUUUCCUGCAGGAAGGUGCUGUGUUUGACAGAUUUGACGAGGAUCCUUUUGUGAUUGAAACUGGCUGCCUUUUCAAAAUUGAUGAAUUUGGAUUCUUUCUCACAUGGAAAGGUGAUGGCAAGGAAGGCCAAGUCCUCGAAUGCUCCCUCAUAAACAGUGUCCGCAAUGGAGCAGUGCCAAAAGACCCGAAGAUCGUUGCGUCUCUGGAGGCAGCAGGGAGGAGCGAGGCCGAUCUGGAAGGCUGCGUCAUCUGUGUGUGCAGUGGCCCCGACCUGGUCAACCUCAGCUUCAUGUACAUGGUGGCUGACAGCGCUGACACUGCCAAGAAAUGGAUGGACGGGCUAAAAUCAGUCAUUCACAACUUCAAGGCAAACAACGUGUGUCCAAUGACUUGCCUUAAGAAGCAUUGGAUGAGACUGAGCUUUCUCACCAACGUCAAUGGGAAAAUCCCAGUCCGGGGCAUCACAAGAACUUUUGGCUCGGGCAAAACUGAGAAAGGAAUCUUCCAGGCCUUGAAAGAGCUCGGCCUCCCCAGCGGGAAGAAUGAUGAAAUUGAACAAUCUGUGUUCACCUUUGACGUCUUCUAUGCGCUCACUCAGAAAAUUUGCCCACGUACAGAUAUCGAAGAACUCUUCAAAAAGAUCAAUGGGGACAAAAGUGAUUAUUUAACAGUAGACCAGUUAGUCAGCUUUCUGAAUGAAAACCAGCGGGACCCUCGGCUGAAUGAGAUCCUGUUCCCUUUCUACGACCCCAAACGAGUCAUGCAGAUCAUCGAGAAGUAUGAGAGAGACGAGGACCUUAAGAAGAAAGGCCGCAUGUCCAGCGAUGGUUUCUGCCGGUACCUGAUGUCAGAUGAGAAUGCUCCCGUGUUUCUGGACCGCCUGGACCUGUGUCAGGACAUGGACCAGUCGCUAGCACACUAUUUCAUCAGCUCCUCACACAACACGUACCUGACAGGCAGACAGUUUGGGGGCAAAUCGUCUGUGGAAAUGUACAGACAGGUGCUGCUUUCUGGAUGCAGGUGUGUGGAGCUAGACUGCUGGGACGGAAAAGGAGAGGAUCAAGAACCCAUUAUCACCCACGGGAAAGCCAUGUGUACUGACAUCCUCUUUAAAGAUGUAAUUCAGGCUAUUAGGGAGACGGCUUUUGUGACUUCAGAUUAUCCAGUUAUUCUUUCAUUUGAAAAUCACUGCAGUAAAAUUCAGCAGUAUAAGAUGGCAAAAUACUGUGAGGAUAUCUUCGGAGACCUGUUACUCAAACAGCCACUUGAGGGCUUCCCAGUACGUGAUCUUCUGAAUCAUCACUCACACACGAUCUAUCAAAGACCUAGAGUGUGUGCCAUGAUUGAGCCUGGACGUGCUCUACCUUCACCAAACGACCUCAAAAGAAAAAUCCUCAUUAAAAACAAACGCUUAAAGCCAGAAGUGGAACAGAAGCAACUGGAGUCGUUUAAGAGACACAUGGAGGCGGGAGAGAUGAGUGUACAGGCAGGAGAGGAUGAAAACGAAGAAGACAUAGAGAAUGCAGACAGUAAAGACAUCAACUCAGAGGCGAAAACCCGCAACAACAUCUCCUCAGAAGAGCCCAGUGAACAAGACACACAUGAAAACAGUGUAAAGAAGGACAAGAUUGCUGAUGAUGAGACUACAGAGAUUUCAGAGGCAACAGAAGCAGAUGCAACUGAUGUGUCAGAGGCUUCGGAUCUUGACAACAAGAAGAAGGGUGUGGAUACGGCAGAGGAUGCGGAUGCUGAGCAGCAGCUAAUUGCCUCGUAUAAGUAUGAAGGAGCCACAACCAACAUCCACCCUUAUCUUUCUGCCAUGGUGAACUACGCUCAGCCGGUCAAGUUCCAGAGCUUCGAGAUCGCAGAGGAGAAAAAUAUCCAUCACAACAUGUCAUCCUUUAAUGAGUCUGUAGGUCUCGGCUACCUGAAAACCAACGCUAUUGAGUUUGUAAACUACAACAAGCGGCAGAUGAGCCGGAUCUACCCCAAAGGAGGCCGCGUGGACUCCAGUAAUUACAUGCCUCAGAUCUUUUGGAACGCUGGGUGCCAGAUGGUGUCUCUGAACUUUCAGACUCCAGAUUUGGCUAUGCAGCUGAACCAGGGGAAGUUCGAGUACAACGGUGCGUGUGGGUACCUGUUGAAGCCAGAUUUCAUGCGGCGCUCUGACAGGAUGUUUGACCCGUUCUCGGAAACGCCAGUGGACGGUGUCAUCGCUGCCACCUGCAGUGUUCAGGUGUUCUCAGGUCAGUUUUUAUCCGAUAAGAAGAUUGGCACUUAUGUAGAAGUGGACAUGUACGGCCUUCCCACUGACACCAUCCGCAAAGAGUUCCGCACUCGCAUGGUGAUGAACAAUGGCCUGAACCCAGCCUACAACGAAGAGCCUUUCGUUUUCAGAAAGGUCAUUUUACCUGAACUGGCUGUGCUACGAAUUGCAGUGUAUGAUGAUAAUAAUAAGCUGAUUGGUCAGAGGAUCCUGCCGCUAGAUGGUCUGCAGGCUGGCUAUAGACACAUCUCUUUGAGAAAUGAGGGAAACAAACCGCUCUCUCUACCCACCGUCUUCUGCAAUAUCGUCCUCAAGACCUACGUACCUGAUGGCUUUGGGGCUAUUGUGGAUGCCCUCUCAGACCCAAAGAAGUUCCUUUCCAUAGCAGAGAAGAGAGCAGAUCAGAUGAGAGCUCUUGGCAUUGAAACGAGUGACAUUGCAGAUGUGCCAAACGAAAUGUCCAAGAACGAUAAGAAGGGCAAAGUGAAUCAGGUGAAGGCAAAUGUGACGCCUCAGACCAGCUCAGACAUGGGUCAGACAUACAGCAGCACUCAGAACAACAGCUCUGAAAACAAGAAAGAUUCUGCUCUCGUACACCAGGUGACCAUUGAGGACCUGAAACAGAUGAAGACAUACGUUAAACUGAUAAAGAAGCAGCAGAAAGAGCUAAACUCUUUGAAGAAAAGACACGCCAAGGACCACAAUGCCAUGCAGAAAUCCCAUUGCACCCAAGUGGACAAGAUGGUGGCUCAGCAUGACAAAGAGAAGUUUACACUGGAGAAGUUGCUAGAGAAAGCAGUCAAGAAGAAGGGAGAAAACAAUUGCUCCGAGUUAAAGAAGGAGAUUGCAGUAAAAGUAGAGACCCUCACAUCAGACCACAAAGCAAAGGUAAAGGAUAUUGUAGCCCAGCAGACGAAGGAGUGGUCUGAGAUGAUCGACUCUCACAGCACAGAGGAACAGGAGAUGAAGGACGCACAUGUGACGCAACAGUGUGAGCAUCUGAAAAAACUACUGUCCACCGUCCAGGAGCAACAAACCCUCCAGCUUAAACUUAUCCAUGAACGGCAGAGCAAAGAAAUGAAGGCUAAUCAGGCCAAGACAUCCAUGGAGAACAGUAAAGCCAUCAGUCAGGACAAGAGCAUUAAAAACAAGGCGGAGAGGGAAAGGAGAGUGCGGGAAUUGAACAGCAGUAAUACGAAAAAGUUCCUUGAAGAACGAAAACGGUUGGCAAUGAAGCACUCAAAAGAAAUGGAGCAGUUGCAGAAAUCACAGCGUGAGCAGCUGGAGAAACUGGAGAAGUUCAUCGAGCAGCUUUUGAAAUCACAUCAUGCAAACUCUCAGAGUCAAGGCCAAGGACAUGCAGCAGAUGGUGAAGCUGGAGGCGGAGAUGGACCGCAGACCAGCCACAGUAGUUUAGCCGCUCCAGCCGUCAACUGAGUAACAGAGAGACUCCUUCUCUACACCACCAUCCUCAGCUCCCUUGUUCUGUAAAUUUUCAUGAACUCUGAACACUUCUACUCCUCAUUGUCCUCGACUACUCUGAGCCUCCUGUCGACCUUUUGUGGAUCUGUAGGAACUCCAUCAGGCAUGGAACGAAAAUGAUGGCUCCACCCCAAUCAAAGUUCCACCGUUGCUCUGUUUUGCUCAGCUCCUCCCCUCUGCCUAUAUCCAACCAGCCCCUGACGCCGACCUCCGUCUUUAGUCCAUCCUCGCUGCUGAGGUGCUCCUUCUUCUGCAGGAUCUAGGCCGAUGCUGGAUGCACACACACACACACACACACACAGCAGUGUUUCUCUGCCAUUGCCAGUGCUCACAGUACGAACCAGAGCCCAUUCCUGUCAUGGUGGCUCAAGAAGGACAGAACUCCAAGUGUUCUUUUUAAGCCUUUUAACUUAUGUCUCAGUGGUACUAGAUUAUAGUAGCAGCACCAGGCAUAUAAAGGCGUAAUUGAAACGAUUUUAGUUGUGUUCUUUGUCAGCACAGAUUUCUGUAAACAAGUUGAGAAAAAUAUCCUGAGCACUUUAUCUGUGAUAGGCUGUCAAAGAAAUUUGUAGCAGUGCACUCGGUUAUACCGGUGCUAAGAAUAAACAGUUGAAUGUCCAAACACUGUACUGAGGAUGAAACGGUCUGAUGUGAAUGAAACCAAACAAAGAAAUGCAUUGCUUCAUUUUUAAGACUUAAUUCUAUUUCAUUUAAUUUGUUAUCAGGUAAAAAAAAAUUGUUUUUAGUAAUCUUUUAGCACUGUUUGGUUAGAAAUACCACUAUGAAUUUUUUUUCUGUUUGCAGAUACAUUUUGACACUGUACUGUACCUGUUACACUGUAUGUUUGUUCGCACAUUUAAAUGUAAUGAGAGUUAUGGUGUUGACAUUCCAUGAUGGACCCAAAUACCCAUGUGAUCCAAGGAAUAAGAGAGGAAAUAUUUCCCUGAGCUACAGGAAGCAACAAUUUGCACCCCUCAAAGUCAAUUUGGCAACAUUCACUGAAAUUGGCUGAGUGCAAUAAUGAUGUGGAUUGAAGGAAUAGGUGCUGGUCAGCAAAGGCUCUUAAAGGCACUUGGGCCAUUAUCUUGUAGUCCAGUCAUAUAACUUGGUCCCUCUUGUGUUUAAAAAAAAAGGCAGCUCCUGCUUUGGGCUCUGAAGCAGGCAACACAUCAGUCUUCAAUUUUUACAAAACAUAAAAUAUUUGCCUUCAGUAACAGAAUAGGCCACUGCAGUGAAGUAUGAUGCCACUAUGUUU
Messenger RNA from Hemibagrus wyckioides, 5429 nucleotides. RefSeq names its product 1-phosphatidylinositol 4,5-bisphosphate phosphodiesterase beta-4-like. Gene Ontology annotation, biological process: lipid metabolic process; phosphatidylinositol-mediated signaling. Bases 383 to 4129 code for a protein of 1248 amino acids. Lineage: Eukaryota; Metazoa; Chordata; Actinopteri; Siluriformes; Bagridae. The record is from RefSeq and is a predicted model, not a curated record. The transcript has 40 exons. Gene Ontology annotation, molecular function: calcium ion binding; phosphatidylinositol-4,5-bisphosphate phospholipase C activity.